Angiostrongylus costaricensis is the source of this 441-nucleotide messenger RNA. The record is from the annotation of a GenBank genome assembly. NCBI's taxonomy places the organism in Eukaryota, Metazoa, Nematoda, Chromadorea, Rhabditida, Metastrongylidae.
GUGCUAAUGCUUGGUGUUAGAACCCUUGGAUUUGCGCGUGUGCAAAUUCGUUCUGCGACAUCUUUUCAGAAGACUCCCACGAGUGCUGGCAAGGUCCCUCCAACACUUGAAGAAUUCGACCCAUUGAACCCUGGCGAAUGGCAACUUGGAGUUGGCGGUAAAAUUCUUCCGCGCCUUCCGGAAGGAACAAGAGUGGGCAACCUUGUCAUGGGGAAAUAUGGCUUGUAUGAUCCCGUGCUGAGGAAGAGGGUCGACACAUUCUCGAAGGCGCUACUCGAGGGAAAGAAGUCUGAAGAGGCGGGUCCUUUCGAUCGUGCAGCAACUAAAAUAAUGAAAGUGCUAGCAACCAUAUGCUUCAUUAUGGGCAUCUACAACCUGGUCACAAUUACUUAUGGGAAAUUGCUCCCUCCGUAUUCGUACCUUAAACCUCAGAAAUCUUAG